AUGAUAAGAUAUCAUCGCCGGCGUAUAGGAACUCAUAAUUGUGUUUCGAAAUUUGACGUGCUUCCCUGCGAUAUAGCUUAUACAGAUGAACUAGUAACUGGGUGGAAAAAUGUUCAGAAGAUGCUAGCUACUAACAAAAAGAUGAAAAUUCAUUACACUCCUUGUAGAGGCCUUAACCAAGUUCCUGUUGGGCGUCUGGGUAUAUCCAAGCAAAGUGAGAUUCUUGCGCCAACAAUGAAUGUAACAGAUUUGAUUGGCAAUAAUGUUUUGCUUCGACCAAAAGAUUUUAUUAUGCGUUGUCCAGUUUGCUUCGUUUACAGCACAUUUUCAUCUGGCAAGCAAAAAAGGAAGUGUAGUCGGUCACUGAAAACACUCAAGAAGGGAUGGCCUCAACAUGCAAGAUUAUGCGAUGAAGUUGAACACCACGAGUCAGUUGAUUUCUGCAAUACUUACGAUUAUGUUCUCCGGAGAAUUCAAGGCUUAGAAGAAACAGUAAUCAGUGAUGAUACUCUUUAUGAUCUAGAUACUACUGUCUGA
Thelazia callipaeda (thelaziosis nematode) is the source of this 537-nucleotide messenger RNA. Lineage: Eukaryota; Metazoa; Nematoda; Chromadorea; Rhabditida; Thelaziidae. The record is from the annotation of a GenBank genome assembly.